AAUACUUUGGCUUAGUAUAAAUAAAUCUGCUAACUUCAAAUGCAUCUUAGUUAAUGGCAAACCUAACGCCCUUGUAGAAGACGGUUGAUCAAUUUAAGCGGGAUGAAUUCUAUUAUAUACUCAAUUUUGUUGGGACUCGCAGCCAUAAGUUUGGCUACGCUUACAGAAAAACAACAGCAGACACUAAAUUUUAUCAUUGGAAAAUGCGCCGAAGGAGUGGACAUAGAGUUGAACAGUAACUUUACGACACAAUGGGAACACACCGGGGACCUUUUCCCAGAUGAGGAGAAGUCACAGGCAGCGUAUACGGAAAAACAACAAGAGAUGUUUAAUUUUAUAGUUGGAAAAUGUGCUGAAGAACAGGACAUAGAGUUGAACAGUGAUUUUACGGAACAAUGGGAAUAUACAGGAUUUCUUUUCCCGGAUGAGGAUAAAUCGAAAAGAUUCGCCAUAUGUCUCGCGCGAAAGAUAGAUGUGUUGGACGAUGAUGGUAUGAUUAAAACUGAUGUCUUCAUAGGUCUGUUGGCCGAUGGUCACGACGUUCAGGUAUUAACAGAACUUGUCAAUAAAUGCAACACUAACGAAGGAGAUACUAUCGAGGAUAGAGCAUACAAUUUUUACAAGUGCUUCUGGGCUGAAAAAACGUUCGAUAUGUAACGAACAGAUUAAAACAGAGCUUUGAUAAGAAAGAAAAAUAGAAUUCUUAAGGGUAUCUUUCAGAAAUAAAAACGAUCGACAAUAA
Messenger RNA from Malaya genurostris, 742 nucleotides. RefSeq lists its product as uncharacterized. Lineage: Eukaryota; Metazoa; Arthropoda; Insecta; Diptera; Culicidae. The transcript has 4 exons. Bases 103 to 657 code for a protein of 184 amino acids. Gene Ontology annotation, molecular function: odorant binding. The record is from RefSeq and is a predicted model, not a curated record.